AUGGAGGGAAAGAGAAAUAAAGCAGAUUUAUCGGCACUUUUGUACACAGCAGUGAGCAAUACAGAUGUCAGGACGGCGGAGGGUUUGCUGCAGAGAGGUGCGGAUCCUAACCUGCUGUUUGCUGAUGGAUUGGCAGCGGUUCACAUGGCGGCAGGUAAAGAAUCGGAGAAAGGUCUGCGCUGUCUCAAAUUCCUCCUGCAGCACAAAGCCGACCCCAACCUCAGGACCAGUGAGGACCUGACCCCCUUACACAUCGCAGCAGUGUGGGGGUGUUACCAGAACCUCAAAUUACUGCUGGAGAACGGUGGAGACCCCCGUCUGAAAGAUCAGGGAGGGAACAAAGCCUGGGAUUUGGCGGAGCAGGAGGAGAACAGUAAAUGCGCCGGUGUUCUUCAGCAGUACGAGUCUCAAGCACCACAAAGCCAGUAUGAAGAUUUACCCAAAUUCCAGUACUCUCUGUACCGCGGCCGCUCCAUGAGGGACUGCGGUGUGAACCUGAGUCUGAUGAGUGAUUUGGGAGACGCGCCCCUCAGCAGCACCCGUUAUUCCUCGUUCUACAGAAGAUCCGACGGUCCUGGACCUCGAGGACCCCCAGAACCUCACGACUCCUGGCUGUCGGACGUCUCGCUACAGAACGGACGUGAAAGUGACGCGUUCACGAGAGGAGAGUCACGCCCGCCCGCCCUGUCCAGCACCCGUCUGUCCGGUCUGGAGUUUCAGAACCAUCCGGAUGGGGCGUGUUCGAGGAGGAGUCGGAAGAGCGUCACGUUCAGAGACGCAGACGAGUAUUUUCCACAUCUGCUGACCGGCGAAUCAGGUGAGGUUGAGGAUUCGGCGUAUUCGACGGUGGAUUUUUCGCUGUAUCCCGACUUCCUGCACUCGGACCGCGUGGCGGCGCUGACGCAGAAUCAGGGGAUCGACGUGACGUCGCCGGACGACGUCUUCGUGUUCCGCAGGGACGGAGAGAUCACCGAGGACUUCGAUAAGACCGUAGUGGGCGGGGUCGCGCUGGACGCCGAAGACGACGUGUUUGAGGAAACGGGAAUGAAGGACGAGCGGGUUCGAACCGUCGCCGAGGUUCCCGUCAGCGUCAGCAGCAGCAGCAGCGGAUCGAGUCGGUACAGCAGCUGCGACAGCGAAACGUAUAAAACCACGAUCGAAGCUCCGCCCCCUUCAGCGGGAAUCCCUGAGGAUCAGGACGGGAACGCGGCGCCUCAGGUCUGCGAUGAGGGCGCGGCCUCUUUCACGCCGAGUCCGUUCGUCACGGGCCGGACCCGAUCACGCUUGAGUCGCCUGUCGGAUAAAACCAGCACGUCGUCGUGUUCCUCCUCGUCUCUGUUCGAACAGACGCUCCCCACGCCGACCAGACUGCGCCGGAACGUCGCUAAAUCUGACCCGACGGGCGCCAGACGUCCUAAUGUGGGUUUAUCGGAUCUGGAAUCGGACAUGUCGAGUCUGAGCGUUUGCUCGGACGUUCCCGGGAGCCAGGCGGACACUCUGAUCAUCUCCGGAAGCGUGGCGGAUACGGUCAUGAUUCCCAGAAGCGUGGAGGAUUCCCAAGAUGACGUAAGCGUGGAGGAUUCCCAGGAUGACGUGUUCACCGACGAUAAGGAGUUCCUGACCUCCGACGUUUCCUCCAAGAACGAUUCCGUCCUGACGGAUGAUUCCUCGCCUAACUCCAGUCCCACCCGCGCCCCCACCCGCGCCCCCAGGCCGAGCGAUAAUCCGUCGUCAGGCUGCACCCCGCGCUACAGCAUGAGCCGGAUCUGUAAUACAUCCCGAACCCAAACCCUGGCCAACCUCUCCUGCACCCCGGGCGGGCGACCCCUCCUCACCGACGCCGACGAGCCGGUGGAAUACCUCUACACCGACACCGAGGAGGGACACGAGCUGAUCGAGACGCACGUCCCGCCCACCUCCAACACCUCCCUCAGCACCUCCCUCAGCACCUCGCACAGCGACGACACCAUCAUCUACGACUGGCGCGCCGUACACACCGCCGGCCCCCCGGAGGAGCGCGGGAAAGAAAACCGCCGCCCGAAACAAAACGAGGGGCUGAACGCUUCGGAAACGGACGGACUGACGGACCGGCAGCUGAGGCUUAAACUGCAGGAGCUCGGGCAGGAACCGGGACCCAUCAACUCUCACACACGACACCUGUACGUCCAGAAACUACGCUCGCUCCAGAGGAGUCCGGCCCCGCCCAAAUCACCGCAGGAGGGAACGUUCACCGGUUACAGUGCAGAGCUGAACAGGGUGCUGAGUACGUUCCUCCUGCCCGACUGUAAAGCGGAUGAGUUUGCCCUGUGUGAGCAGUUCGAUCAACCCGAUCAGAAUAAACGAUGGAGGGAAGGAUUAAUCAAAUCCAGCUUUAAUUACUUGCUGCUCGACCCCAGGGUAACGAAGAACCUGCCGUACCGCGGUCAGUCCCUGAGCCCUCAGGAAUGUUUCCAAACCUUCAUCACCUCCAUAUUCUACGUGGGUAAAGGGAAGCGGUCACGACCCUACAGCCACCUGUACGAGGCUCUGGAGUAUUACAGAGGAGAUAAAACAUCCAGGAAGCUGUGUGUGAAGGUGCAGCACAUCCUGCAGGUGUGGAACUGUGGGCUGGGUGUGAUCUCACUGCACUGCUUCCAAAACGUCAUUCCUGUCGAGGCCUACACACGAGAGGCCUGCAUGGUGGACGCCAUCGGUCUGAAGAUGCUGACCAAUCAGAAGCGAGGGGAUUAUUAUGGGAUGGUGUCUACCUGGCCGGCUAAGAGACAGAGGGAUCUGGGGGUUCACCUGCUGUACCGAGCCAUGCAGAUCUUCCUGGCGGAGGGAGAGAGACAGCUCCGCCCGGUGGACAUCAGAGCGGCGCGGUGACGCCUCACCUCACCUCACCACUUCAGACUUUCAUUCCAAACUGUUCUUCAUUCGUGUAUUUAUUCAUCUGGGAAAAUACCAGCACACACUACUUCUGCUCCGGCACCCAGAAGGACUGGUGUCAUGCACACGCACAGUGAUUCCACAUAAUUGUACCCACCCACCAUGACCCUGACCAGGAUAAAUCAGUGUAAAACAUGAAAAUGAAAUGAAUUAGAUAAUUAGAAGGGGCGUCCCAAUACUUUUGACCAUAUAGUUUACAUUGUUUACAUUUCGCUGAACAAACUUUGUCUUAAUAAUGAUUAAUAAUAAUGAUUAAUAAUAAUGAGUAAUGGAGCUACUGAAAGUGUUUUGAUGAAUUAUUAUGAAUGAAAUGAAGCUGCUGUAUGAGAAGUGAAGAAUCAGGACUGAGGAAGGUUGUAGGAACUGUGUGUGUGGUGUGAAAUAGUGUAAAUGUCCUUUUAUUUUACAUCUCAGCCUCUUUUUACAUAAGCAUUAGAUAUUUGCAUUAAUAAAAAGUACUUUCUGUUCUGCUGUAGCAUAAAACAUCUCAUCAGUGAUUAUAAAACAACCAUGUAUGUUCAUUUUCUGUACGACUGUGUUUAUAUUCUGAUCUUUGUGCUCAUUUUUAUACAUUUUGGAAGAUAAA
Molecule: messenger RNA, 3514 nt
Organism: Trichomycterus rosablanca
Lineage: Eukaryota; Metazoa; Chordata; Actinopteri; Siluriformes; Trichomycteridae
Gene: ankle1
Product: ankyrin repeat and LEM domain containing 1
Exons: 10
Coding region: 1-2865 (954 amino acids)
Biological process (GO): double-strand break repair via homologous recombination; resolution of meiotic recombination intermediates
Cellular component (GO): nucleoplasm; cytoplasm
Molecular function (GO): protein binding; DNA endonuclease activity
Source: RefSeq, a predicted model, not a curated record